Solanum stenotomum is the source of this 762-nucleotide messenger RNA. RefSeq names its product agamous-like MADS-box protein AGL62. The transcript has a single exon. Gene Ontology annotation, molecular function: RNA polymerase II cis-regulatory region sequence-specific DNA binding; DNA-binding transcription factor activity, RNA polymerase II-specific; protein dimerization activity. The record is from RefSeq and is a predicted model, not a curated record. The coding region runs from base 90 to 731 and encodes 213 amino acids. Gene Ontology annotation, biological process: regulation of transcription by RNA polymerase II. NCBI's taxonomy places the organism in Eukaryota, Viridiplantae, Streptophyta, Magnoliopsida, Solanales, Solanaceae.
UAAAACCCCUAUAAAUUAUACAUUAACAAUCCCCAAUUUUACUAACCAAUAAAAAACAAAUUCAUCUUCUCUUCUCUCCCAACGUCACCAUGACCACCAUUAACGCCGUCAAGAAAACUCAAGGACGGAGGAAAAUUGCAAUCAAACCAAUAGACAAUCAAAACAGUAGGCACGUUACUUUUUCUAAACGCCGUUUAGGACUUUUCAAAAAAGCAAGUGAACUUUGCAUCUUAAGCGGUGCAGAAAUUGUUAUACUUGUUCAGUCUUUAAAACGACAGCGUCUUUUCACAUUCGGUCAUCCUAGCCCCGACGCCGUCAUCGACCGUUACCUCACCGGAAAAUCAUCAACAUCCGGCGACGGUGAUCAAUUCAACUUGCAACAGAAUAAUCAGUAUUAUUCUCAAAUUUGUAGAGAUCUGGAAUUAGAGAAGAAGAAGAAGGAGAAUAUUGAAGAAUCGAAGAUGGUGAAUAAUGGGGGAUUUUGGUGGAAUGAACCGAUUGAUGAUAUGGGAAUUGAAGGACUUGAAGAAUUUAUGAGUGCAUUGGAAGAAUUGAAGAAGAAAGUAACAAUGAGAGCUGAUGAAUUGAGUAUGAUAAAUGGGUCUUCUUCGAAUUCGACGAUGAAAAUAGCAAGAUUUGGGGCAGAAGAUCAAUAUUUGAAUGAGGCAAUCGAUUAUUGUUCUUCCAUUGUUCCUUUUGAUUUCAAUCAAACAGGAGAUGGACAGUUCUGAAGCAAUUAGCACUAAUACUAAACCAUGAUUU